Vespa crabro (European hornet) is the source of this 1681-nucleotide messenger RNA. Its product is annotated as traB domain-containing protein. The record is from RefSeq and is a predicted model, not a curated record. The transcript has 8 exons. Lineage: Eukaryota; Metazoa; Arthropoda; Insecta; Hymenoptera; Vespidae. The coding region runs from base 168 to 1535 and encodes 455 amino acids.
UUAUUUUAUUUAAUAAAGUAACAUGUACUUUUAUAGAUAUUACAGGCACAUUAGAAGUAUUGAGACAUUGGUUUUCUCUUUUUAUUGAAUGGUUGAGGUUAUAUGUCGAUCUUACAUUUGUAGUGUACAUUGAACAGUUAUUAUAUACUUCAAUUAUCAAGUACGAGAUGACAUCAGAAAUUGGUAAGUUUGUUGAAACUUUGGUAAAAGAUGAACAAAAAGAUUUAGUAUCAUCUGUAGAAGAUAAACAUGUUGGUGUAAUAAAUAAAAGAGAAGAUAUUGGAGUUCAGCCUUUGUCUAAUGUUAAAAAUAUUACCAAGGACUUACUUCUAAUUGAAUCAGAAAAAGAUGGUAUAACAGCCCAAGAAUCUGUGAUGAAAUUUCCUACUUUAACAAAUACAACUGAACCAUUGAAUAUUAAUUCUAUUGAUAACAAUAAUAGAAAAAAUAUUGAAUGUUCAGAUAGUAAUAUAAUUGUUAAUGAAUAUAAUAUGAUCGACAUAGAUCGAGCUAUUGAGAAUAGCGAUACUCAAACAGGAUCUGUUAAUUCAUCUGUACAAGAAUAUAAUGCUGAUAUUGAUAAUCAAUUACCAGAAACUGUUACACUACUUAGAACACCAAAUGGUGGAAAACUAUAUUUGGUAGGAACAGCACAUUUUAGUAUUGAAAGUCAAAAUGAUGUAUCAAAGAUAAUACAAGCUGUACAGCCUCAUAUAGUUGUUGUUGAACUAUGUAGAGCUAGGAUUGGUAUAUUACAGCUCGAUGAACAAGUAAUGUAUCAUUAUGCAAAACAUCUGAAUCUUCAAAGCAUUCAGGGUACUUUUAAGGAGUAUGGCUUAUAUAAUGGAUUACUAAAUAUUCUCUUACUAAAGAUGGUUGCUCAUAUCACUAAAGAACUUGGAAUGGCACCUGGGGGAGAGUUCCGCAGAGCUUUCGAGGAGGCAAAAAAAGUUCCAUAUUGUAUGUUUUACAUGGGAGAUCGUCCAAUAGAUAUAACCAUUCAACGUACAGUACGAUUUUUAUCUUGGUGGCAAACAAUAAAAUUAGUAUGGCAUUUAAUAAAGAUAAAAGAUCCAAUUAGUAAAAAGGACGUAGAAUUAUGUAAACAAAAAGCUUAUUUAGAUGAAAUGGUUGCUAAAAUGAGUGGAGAGUUUCCUGUAUUAGGGGAAGUUUUUAUUAAAGAACGAGAUAUCUAUUUAACACAUUCUCUUCAAUUGGCUUGUUUACCUGAAUAUACGUCUAAGGGUUUGGAGCCAACAAGAGUUGUUGGCGUUGUUGGCUUGGGUCAUAUACCAGGCAUUGUUGAUAAUUGGGGUAAAGUUCAACCUUCUGAUAUACCACCUAUCAUGAGUAUACCACCAUUAUCAUUAUCAAGUAAAAUAUUAAAAUUUACAUUUAAAGCAUCUUUAAUAGGUGCUGUAAUUUAUGUAGGAUAUAAAAUUAUACCACUAGAUUCUAUCAAGUCAUCGGUACAGGGACUUUUAAAGAAUCUAUCAUCUUUCUUUGGAUUUUAUAUUGAUAUAAACAUAUGGUAAGCAUGAACUUCGAUCUUUGUGUAGAUGAAUAUACUCAUGAUAUACCUGGUGUCAUGUAUGUAACUAAUAACAUACCUGGUCCAGGUAUAAAUGUGGAUGAUUUUGAAUCUGUAUUUACAUCAGGUUGUUCAUGUACACUUGAAUGC